Puma concolor (puma) is the source of this 5127-nucleotide messenger RNA. NCBI's taxonomy places the organism in Eukaryota, Metazoa, Chordata, Mammalia, Carnivora, Felidae. The record is from RefSeq and is a predicted model, not a curated record.
AUGAAAGACUGGCUCAGGAUUUUUGACCAAAACGUGCUGGUCCCUCCCCACCCACAGAGAGCACGCCAGCCUGUAAAGGAAUCGACUGCGUUUCAGUGCGUCCUGAAGUGGCUUGAUGGGCCGCUAAUUAAGCAGGCGUCCGUGUCCUUCCGGGGCAGGGAACCUGGGGAGAAGCUGGUGCUUCUGCGCUGCCCGCGGGACAGUCACGUGAUUGGAGGCUUCCAUGCGGAUGCAGUUCCGGGGACGCUCCCAGUGCAGAGCCACAGCUCAGCACCUCUGUCUAGGUUUGACCUGCGAAGCCCGGCCGCGAUCCUGUCCGCAUCCUCGUCCUUGUAUUUUCACACGUCCUUAAACCACCCUAACAUCGUGGCUGUGGUCGAAGUGGUCACCGAGGGCAGGAGGCCGGAUGGCUCCCUCCAGGCUUUGUCAUGUGGGUUCGGAAUUCUUCGCAUCUUCGGCAACAAGCUGGAGUCUCCUACCUCAGCCUCCCAGGACAAGCGGUUGAAGCUGUACCACGGCACCCCCCGCGCCCUCCUGCACCCGCUUCUCCACGACCCCGUAGAACGUAUCGUGGUGUUUGUGUCUUGGUCCCAGUCCUGCUGCUCCGUGGGCUCGAUGAUGCAGGUGCUGAGUGGGGAAGGGAGGCAGGCUGGGGCCCAGGGUGCCUUCUGGACCCCUGGUGAUAAUGGGGACCGGGCGGUUUCUGGACUUCGUGACUCGGGAGUGCUGGAGGUGCUCUCGGAGGUGGGCUGCUGUCUGCGUGUGUCCCUCUUUGAUGUCACCUACCGACACUUUUUCGGGAGGACGUGGAAGACCGCCGUGAGGCCCGUGGAGCAGCUCUCCAGGCAGCCGUCCAGGAUCGUCUUCGAUGAGGUGGGCCUUGGCGGCCUGGACAGCCGCAUCAGCACCAGGCUGACUGUUCACGUGCCCCUGAAAGCUGCUGCUUGCAAGGAGAGCCCCCACACCCUGGCUUCGAGCGAGUCUCUGCCCUGGGGCUCCUUGGCCUGCUCUCGUGGCCGCAGAGCUCGAGCUGCCACCACGGCAGCGUCUGGAGCAGAGCACUUGACCAUGGACCUCUGCCAGGGGCUCAGUGGGACGCUGUUCGUGUGGGCCCAGCCCGUCCCCAUCUGCUGCGUCUCGGAUGUGGCUCCGCGCCUGCUGUGGCCUGCUGGUGGCCUGCUGGUGGCCGGCCUGUCCUUGGUCUGUUGUCGCCGUCGCGUGUUACGUUGGGCCCUGGAGCUGUUGUGUCGCUGCCGCUGUGUUGGCCGACAGUUCAGCCACAGUCAAGAGCGGAGGGAUUGUUCGGUGACCCGCGAAGGAGUUGCUUGUGCUCCGAGGCAGCAUGCGUGUGCGGGCAAUGUGUUCCUUCUGGUGACUGUGGGAGAAGGGCGCCGGCCGUGUGCUGAGGGGGAUGCCCUCCGAAAGCCUCGCCUUCAGAAGUCUGUCACGUGGGACUUGGAUGAUUUGUUCUUCACGCUCUAUCCUUCCCUGGAGAAAUUUGAGGAAGAGCUUCUGGAACUCCUCGUCAGUGAUCGCUUCCGGGAGGAGGGCAUUCCGCGGGACAGCGGCACGCUGGAGAUCCUGGAGCGGCGCCUGUGCGUGGGUGUGCACAACGGUCUGGGCUUCGUGCAGAGGCCGCAGGUCGUGGUGCUGGUGCCCGAGAUGGACGUGGCCUUGACGCGCUCUGCCAGUUUCAGCAGGAAAGUUGGCUCUUCUUCAAAGGCCAGCUCUGGAAACCAGGCUCUAGUUUUGAGAAGCCGCCUCCGACUCCGUGAGCUGAUCCGUCACCCUGCGUUCGCCAUCGUCUUUCAGCUGGAGUACGUGUUCAACAGCCCUUCAGGGGCAGACGGCAAGGCAACGUCGGUCACCUCUCUGUCCAGCGUGGCAUGCAUGCACAUGGUCCGCUGGGCUGUGUGGAACCCCUUGCCGGAAGCCGGCUCCGGAAAGGUGGUCUUACCUCUGCAGGGUGGGAUCCGGCCCAACCCAUCGCACCGUCUGGUCUAUAAAGUGCCCCCAGCCUGCAUGAGCUCCAAAGAGGUGGAGCAGGUGACGUCGGGGACGGUCCAGUUCCAGUACUCGCUGAGCCCCAAGGGACACCUGGACACGCUGCCAGGGCACGGCCACGGCCCGGAGGCAGAGCAACAGCCCUCCAGGAAGCCACCCGCGUCCCCUGCAAGCCCACCAGCGCUGCCAGCCCGGGGACACGCUGCCCCCCAGGACUCGCCCGUGGGACCAGGGCUGUCUCUCUCCCAGCUGGCGGCUUCCCCACGGUCCUCAGCCUCGUGCUGCCUGGCCACACCAGGUCGCCCCCAACCUGCCGGCUCUGAGCCCUCCCCGGCCCAGGAACAGGGGCUCCCUUUGGAGGGCAGGAUCUGUCACCUGGAAGCCGAGCUGAGCCAGGCGUCCUUGGUCCUGGGAGCAUCUGUUGCCGAACACUUGCAGGAGCUGCCUUUCACACCGGUGCACGUCCCGAUUGUCGCGGGCAUCCAGGCCAGGAGCUCUGGAAGUAAGCUCUCGCGGGCCUCGAUGGUGCUCCUGCAGGCCUCCGGUUUUCCUGAGAUUCUGGAUGCCAAUAAGCAACCAGCCGAGACUGUAAAUCCCGCAGACCCCGUGCAAUUCAACCCUCAGAAGGAAGAAUCCGAUUGUCUACAAGGCAACGAAAUAGUACUGCAGUUUCUUGCCUUUAGCAGAGUGUCCCAAGACAGCCGGGCAGCGCCGUGGCCAAAGACCGUGUAUUUCACCUUCCAGUUCUACCGUUUCCCGCCCGUGACAACGCCGCGGCUGCAGCUGGUCAGGCUGGACGAGGCGGGCAGGACGCUCCCCGGUUCUCUGCUGCAUCUCCUGGUUCUUGCCGACAGAGAUGAUUCCUCCGAUGCUGGCUCUCCUGGCUUUCAGCUCAAGUUCUUGGCGGAGCCUGGAUUCCUGAGGCCCGGAGAGCAGAGUCGGUUCAGCCACUACCUGGCCGCGCAGGCCCUCCAGGUGGACGUCUGGGAUGGAGACUCUCUGCUCCUCGUUGGAUCUGCAGCCGUCCCGAUGAAGCAUCUCCUUCGCCAGGGGCGGCCGGCCGUGCAGGUCUCGCACGAGCUCGAGGUCGUGGCGACCGAAUAUGAACAGGACGUGGUGGUGAGUGGGGACGUGACCAGGCUUGGCAGCAUCCAGCCCAUCGGCGUCUACGCGGUGGUGAAGGGCUGGCUACACCUGACCCUGGCCAACAUAGGUCACGUGUGUGAGCAGAGAGGAAAGGAUUCCAGCACGUUGCCACCCUCCAGGUCACGGGUCAUCUCGAAUGACAGAACCGGCCACUUCGAGGGAGGCAGCCUGCUUAGGCGCGGGGCGCCGAGACCAGUAAAAAACGUGGUCCAAGCACAGAAGCUGGCUGAUGUGGACUGUGAAUUGGCCGCCAUGCUGUUUGUGCCCACGCAGCGCAGGAGCAAAGGGCCCCAGGGCGCCGGCCGCGAGGGGGACGCCGUCCGCAGGCGCAAGCUGGAGCGGAUGAGAUCCGUGCGCCUUCAGGAGUCCCGAGGAGAGCUCAGCUGCUGGGGGGCCAGCAUGUUGGCUCAGCAGAGCAUCCGCGCACAGCACGCACGUGACCUGCAGGUCAUUGCCGCCUAUCGGGAGCGCAUGAAGGCGGAGAGCAUCACCAGCGCGCUGAGCCUGGCCAUCACCACGAAGCACACCGUGCACGUCACGCUGGGCACCGCCGAGUUCUUCGAGUUCGCCCUUCGGAACCCCCACAACACGCAGCACACGGUGACCAUCGAGGUGGACAGCCCUGAGCUGAGCAUCAUCUCGGACAGUCGGGAGUGGAGGUUCUUCAAAGACGCGGCCAAGCUGCACACGCCGGUGGAAGAGGACAUGUUCCGUCUGCGGGGCGGCCUCGCCCCACAGCUCUUCCUGCGCCCCCGGGAGACCGCCCACAUCCCCUUCAAAUACCAGACCUUCUCCGUGGGGCAGGACCCUGCUGAGCCGAGCUCUGAGAAGGGCAUGGACCCCGGAUCGCCCCAGAAGCGCAGUGCAACGCCGACCAAGCACGCCAAGGUAAGGGGGUGGGAGGCCUCUGGUCCCCGACAUUCGCAGGGUCUUGCGGUGAGAGCCAGGGAACAGAGGGAAGAAGCCAGAGAUCCUAAGACUCGGGGGCUCAGCGUGGGCGGUGAGCCUGAGACUUGUCUCGAGGAGGGUGCCAUCCUGCCGUUCAGGGUCUGCGGUGUGGACGGUCGCACUCUGGAUCCAAGCCCCGCUGUAGGGAGGGCUCCUGUUGGUUCUGGCCAGAGGGUCCGGGCACAGAUGAUGGGCCCAUGGGAGCUGCUCUCGCAGCCGGGUGCUCCUGUGGGAAGACCUGGCGAGGAACCCCAGGUCCAUGUCCGAUGUAGUGACCCGAAUGUCAUUUGUGAGACCCAGAAUGUGGGCCCUGGGGAGCCACGGGACGUGUUCUUGAAGGUGGCUAGUGGUCGGAGCCCAGAGAGCAAAGACUUCUUUGUCCUCGUUUACACGGAUCGCUGGCUGGCGACACCUGUCCAAAUAUGGCAGAUCCACCUCCACUCCUUACAGCGCGUGGACGUGUCCUGCGUCACAGGCCAGCGGACCCGCCUGUCCCUUGUCCUUCGGGGGACACAGGCGGUUAGGAGAGUGCGAGCUUUCACCUCACACCCCCAGGAGCUGACAACUGACCCCAGAGGUGUGUUCGUGCUGCCCCCUCGCGGGGUGCAGGACCUGCAUGUGGGCGUGACGCCCCGGAGGGCGGGGACCCGGUUCAUCCACCUCAACCUGGUCGAUGUGGACUACCACCAGCUGGUGGCCUCGUGGCUCGUGUGCCUCUCGUGCCGCCCUCCUCUCAUUUCCAAGGCCUUCGAGAUCACGCUGGCCGCAGGGGAAGGCAAGGGCGCCAACAAGCGCAUCACCUACACCAACCCCUACCCCACCCCGAGGACCUACCGCCUGCUCAGCGACCGCCCAGACCUGCUGCAGUUCAGGGAGGAGUCCUUCCAGGUUGGGGGAGGAGAGACCUACACCAUCGGCCUGCGGUUUGCAUCUCGCCAGAGCACCGGGGAAGAAGAGAUUCUGAUUUACAUCAACGACCACGAAGACAAAAACGAAGAGGCCUUCUGCGUGAAGGUCACCUACCAGUGA